Molecule: messenger RNA, 306 nt
Organism: Fomitiporia mediterranea MF3/22
Lineage: Eukaryota; Fungi; Basidiomycota; Agaricomycetes; Hymenochaetales; Hymenochaetaceae
Exons: 2
Coding region: 1-306 (101 amino acids)
Source: RefSeq, a predicted model, not a curated record
AUGGCCAAGAUAGCUUUACUUGUGUUGAUAUGGCUUGAUGCCAUUGCGACGGCGGUUGGCCCUAUGCGCGUCAAUUAUCUCAGGGAGAGCUGUCUGAUGAUCGGUAUCAAAAUCACGUCGAUAGAGACCCUUGGUGGCAAUCUUCCUCAAUUCAACUCGCGUGUGGUCUUUACGAAUGAGAUUGAGGCCCACGAAAUUCUGUUCCUAAAGCUUCACACUUCAUAUCACUUGCUCCACGCUUCCGCGGUUCUUUCUUCGAUAUGUUGCUUUGCUUUCAAUCAAAGUCUCGUUUCAAGUUUCAUCUGA